GGCUCACCAGACAGCUCGCAGUCUAACCACGAAAAGUGCCAGAGAAGCACGCACCCUCCAUUUGCGGAACGUUCGAACGAGUGAAGCUGCAGAAAAGAGUGCGCGAUGGCUUUCGGUGAUUAUCCGGCGGAGUACAAUCCGAAGGUCCAUGGACCGUACGACCCAGCCCGCUACUAUGGCAAGUCGGAAACCCCCUUCGGACAGGUUAAGCUGAACGAAAUCGGUGCCUGGUUCGGCCGUCGGGACAAGAACCCAAAGGCUGUCGCUGGUGCCUUGAGCCGUACCUACUGGAGAUGGCAACACAAGUACUGGCAGCCGAAGCGGAUGGGAAUCGCCCCAUUCUUCCAGGUCAUCUUCGGCGGAAUGGUAUUCUUCUAUGCCAUCAACUACGGUAAGCUGAAGCACCACAGGAACUACAAGUACCAUUAAACGGUGCACCAGCAGGAAGAAGCAAGAACCGACCAAAAUCAUCGUUAUGUAAGAACGGCGAUUCCUAGCGACGUAUGGCUGGAUCCGGGGUAUGGUUCUGCUUCUGGGAGAUAGUGAUUAGGCAUAAGUUAGCAGAUGGAUGCUGCCCAGGCGGAUAUCUGGUAAUUUUGUUCGGCAAAUGAAUUAUGUAAUUCGCGAAAAAUAAAAAUGUAUCAAAAA
Ochlerotatus camptorhynchus is the source of this 648-nucleotide messenger RNA. RefSeq names its product ATP synthase, subunit F (gene ATPsynF). Lineage: Eukaryota; Metazoa; Arthropoda; Insecta; Diptera; Culicidae. Bases 106 to 429 code for a protein of 107 amino acids. Gene Ontology annotation, biological process: proton motive force-driven mitochondrial ATP synthesis. The record is from RefSeq and is a predicted model, not a curated record. Gene Ontology annotation, molecular function: proton-transporting ATP synthase activity, rotational mechanism. The transcript has a single exon.